UAAAGCUGGAAAUAUUCUUCUAACAGAACCAGGACAAGUAAAGCUAGCUGAUUUUGGGUCUGCAUCUAUAGUCUCCCCUGCCAAUUCCUUCGUAGGAACACCUUACUGGAUGGCACCAGAGGUGAUCCUUGCUAUGGAUGAAGGACAGUACGAUGGAAAGGUGGAUGUCUGGUCUCUUGGGAUCACAUGUAUUGAGUUAGCUGAAAGGAAGCCUCCGCUUUUCAACAUGAAUGCAAUGAGUGCCUUAUAUCACAUAGCCCAGAACGAUUCCCCUACGUUACAGUCAAACGAAUGGUCAGACUCCUUUAGGGGAUUUGUUGAUUACUGCUUACAGAAAAUACCUCAGGAAAGGCCAUCAUCAGCAGAUCUACUACGGCACGAUUUCGUUCGCCGAGAUCGACCACCAAGAGUCCUCAUAGACCUCAUCCAAAGGACAAAAGAUGCAGUACGAGAACUGGAUAACCUUCAGUACAGGAAAAUGAAGAAAAUCCUUUUCCAAGAGACGCGGAACGGCCCUCUGACUGAGUCUCAAGAGGAGGAGGAGGAUCAUGUAUUUAUAAGGGAUGAGGUGGGCCACAGGGAUCGCAGGCCUGAGGUGCGGCCUACCCAGUCGGUGCAGAAUCAGGCCCUCCACUACCGGAACCGAGAGCGCUUUGCCACGAUCAAAUCAGCAUCUUUGGUUACAAGGCAGAUCCAUGAGCAUGAGCAGGAGAACGAGUUGCGGGAACAGAUGUCAGGAUAUAAGCGGAUGCGGCGCCAGCACCAGAAGCAGCUGAUCGCCCUGGAAAACAAGUUGAAGGCCGAGAUGGACGAGCACCGCCUCAAGCUGCAGAAGGAGGUGGAGACACAUGCCAACAACUCGUCCAUUGAGCUGGAGAAGCUGGCCAAGAAGCAAGUGGCUGUGAUGGAGAAGGAGGCAAAGACAGCUGCAGCAGAUGAAAAGAAAUUCCAGCAACAGAUUUUGGCUCAGCAAAAGAAAGACCUGGCGACCUUUUUAGAAAGUCAGAAGAAACAAUACAAGCUUUGCAAGGAAAAGAUUAAAGAGGAAAUGAACGAGGACCACAGCACACCGAAGAAAGAGAAGCAGGAAAGAAUAUCCAAACACAAAGAGAACCUGCAGCACACACAGGCUGAAGAGGAGGCCCAUCUUCUCAGCCAGCAGAGACUCUACUACGACAAAAACUGCCGUUUCUUCAAGAGAAAAACGAUGAUCAAGAGGCACGAGUUGGAGCAGCAGAACAUUCGGGAAGAGUUGAACAAGAAGCGGACCCAGAAAGAAAUGGAGCACGCCAUGCUGAUCCGGCACGACGAGUCGACGCGUGAGCUGGAAUACAGGCAGCUGCACACGCUGCAGAAGCUGCGAAUGGACCUGAUCCGGCUGCAGCACCAGACUGAGCUUGAGAAUCAGCUGGAAUACAACAAGCGACGAGAGCGGGAGCUGCACAGGAAGCAUUUCAUGGAGCUCCGGCAGCAACCAAAGAACCUGAAGGCUAUGGAAAUGCAGAUCAAAAAGCAGUUCCAGGACACGUGCAAAGUGCAAACUAAGCAGUACAAAGCACUGAAGAAUCACCAGCUGGAAGUAACUCCAAAGAGUGAGCACAAGACAAUUUUGAAGAGUCUAAAGGACGAGCAGACGAGGAAGCUCGCCAUCCUGGCGGAGCAGUACGAGCAGAGCAUCAACGAGAUGAUGGCCUCGCAAGCGCUGCGACUGGACGAGGCCCAAGAAGCGGAAUGCCAAGCCCUGAGACUGCAACUCCAGCAGGAGAUGGAGCUCCUCAACGCGUACCAGAGCAAAAUUAAGAUGCAGACAGAAGCACAGCACGAAAGAGAACUCCAGAAGCUGGAGCAGAGGGUGUCACUGCGCAGGGCACAUCUGGAACAAAAGAUUGAAGAGGAGCUCGCCGCCCUCCAGAAGGAACGCAGCGAGAGGAUCAAGUUUCUGUUGGAAAGGCAGGAGCGAGAGAUUGAAACGUUUGACAUGGAGAGCUUACGAAUGGGCUUUGGGAAUUUGGUCACAUUAGAUUAUCCCAAGGAGGACUAUAGAUGAGACGAAAUUUCUUUGCCAUUUAACAAAAAAACCAGACAAAAUCAAACAAAAUAGGUACAAAACUUGCAAAAGCAACAUUCCCCAUGUUAACGGGCGUGCUCUCUCUCUUUCUGUCUCUCUUACUGACAUCGUGUCGGACUAGUGCCUGUAUAUUCUUACUCCAUCAGGGGUCCCCUUUCCCCCUGUGUCAAGUCCCGGUGCAGGACGGCUCCUGGCGGUCUUUUCCAUAGUAUGUCACAGUAUUGAUGUCUCUGUGCAAUGAUUAAAAAUGUUUCAGUGAAAAACUUUGGAGACGAUUUUAAUGGAGAAAAAAAAAAAGAAAAAAAAAAAGAAAAAAAAAAAAAAACCAAA
Messenger RNA from Lagopus muta (rock ptarmigan), 2398 nucleotides. RefSeq names its product serine/threonine-protein kinase TAO3. The transcript is spliced from 13 exons. Gene Ontology annotation, molecular function: protein kinase activity; ATP binding. The coding region runs from base 110 to 2047 and encodes 645 amino acids. Gene Ontology annotation, biological process: protein phosphorylation; execution phase of apoptosis. Lineage: Eukaryota; Metazoa; Chordata; Aves; Galliformes; Phasianidae. The record is from RefSeq and is a predicted model, not a curated record.